CUUGUGCAAGCCAUUUCUGACAGCGUCUACGUAAACAAACUUCGAGUAGGAGCCUGAAGAACAAAAAAACUGUUGCUUUUACGGAAUUUUUACAAAAAUGUCUAAACAAUUUGUUGGUUUCUCUGACGAUGACAUCUUCAAGAUCACGCGACAAACAAGCAGCAAAGAAAAGGCAAAGGAACUGUCGCGACCGCAUAGCAGACACCCCAAAGCACCGCCAGGCGCGGUGAAAUUUGUUCCGCCGCCUACCAUCGUAGAUAAUGGCAAUCUUAGCACAGUCAGUUGUGUCGACUCCAGCAUUUACCCACAGCACCCUAUUCAACAAGCCGUCGCCUUUAAACCACUCCCUCAAAUGAUAAAUGCUCCGGAGGAUGAGUCAAUCCUAGUGCUUCCAAAUCAGCCAGUAAAAAGUCGGUCAUUCGAACCAACUGUUGCUAGCACUAUGCUAGGCGCCACCGGCAUGCGGACCAAUGUAAAUGAGGUGCUAACUCCCUUCAAAGGUAUGUCGCUCAAGGAUUUUGAACAGCAGCGAAAACUGAUGGAAGAACAGAACAGACAGAAGCGGGAUAUUCUCCAUAAAGCAAUAGAGCAACAUGCUCAGAAAACAGCAGCGGAGGCGAACAAAAUUCAGGAGAUAAAAUCAGAGCUAACCCGGCUGGACUCCGAGCUGGCAUCGGAUGUGGCGAUUUUACGGAAACAAAUUGAUGCGGCAAGCCUACACUUUUCAAACGUUGAGAAAAAUUAUCUCACUAUAGAAAAUCUAUUUCUGAAAGCUAAGGUGGAGCUGCAUCAAGCGCUGGAGAAGAAAGAAAUGCUUACCGAACAUUUGUGUGCAAUCAUUUCCCACAACGAGGAACGAAAGGCAAGGCGUUUAUCCGAGCUGAUGGAAAAGGUAGGCAUUUCUGUGACCGAUGAUUUAGAUGACACAAUCAAUGGAAAUAGCUCCUGUGCGGCGGACGCCUCUACCGGACCCGGACAGGACGGCAAUCAAUCGACACAAAAUUAAACCCCUGUUGCUGGUGUUUUCGACGGUGUGAUACGGCUUACUAAAGUAGAGAUACACAUGACAAACACAUAACCAAAUCUGAUUAACAAAACUCAAUCUCGUAACAUUGGUCCUACAUCUGGACUGUGUAUUAGUACUUCCGAGACAAUAUUAUAUUCACGAACCGGGGUAACCUCUUGCCUUUAAUGCAUUUUUAACCAUUUUACACUUUUACUGUACGAUUUUAGCCACUGUUUCUCAAAUUGCAACAUGGAGACGAUAAACAACACACAAAAGCAAUGUUAGACUCUAAGAUUGUUCAGUACUCACGAGCGCACACUAAAGUAUUUGUAGGAUAUUGCAAUUUUUGAAAAAAACAUGGCAAGAAUGCGUCGCUAUUCUGAGCAGACAAUAAAAAAUAUUAUAAAUAUUUUCUACACCACUUUUACACUACAAGAGAAUGGUUUUCGUUUUCUACAGAAGAGAAGAUAUUAUCGUUGAUAGGAAAGGAAGAAAUUCGUGCAAAUUACACAGCAGUAUAUCGCAUGGUAAGCUGAUAUAUGAUGUUUCGAUCCAAAAGAAUCUCUAUUUAUGAUGUUAUUUAAAUGGUCUGCUUUUGUAACUCUUUUUAUACGAAUACAUGUUGUCAUUAAAAAUA
Molecule: messenger RNA, 1643 nt
Organism: Anopheles arabiensis
Lineage: Eukaryota; Metazoa; Arthropoda; Insecta; Diptera; Culicidae
Gene: Gorab
Product: RAB6-interacting golgin
Biological process (GO): non-motile cilium assembly
Source: RefSeq, a predicted model, not a curated record